AUGCACUCCAAACCUUAUCCGUACGGUGAUGCCGCCUAUACAACCAUCGAACAUCACACAGUACCACAUUGUAUUGACGGAUUCUGCGCAUGCAAUGAGGGAGCCGUUGAGUUGCCGUCAUCACUGAUGGCCACUGAAGUCUAUGGAGGAGUGGAAAUCACAUGGAAGCACAAUCCUAAGCCGGAGCGGGUUUAUACCUUCUAUAUAACUCUUCAUGAACGAUUUCGCCCGCCAAUAGAGUUCAAAGAUCCGAAUGCGUUUCGAUAUCGAAUCGCCGAUGAUGGAGAACGAGAGCUGAGCGGAACGAAGGGCCAAGUGAAUUACACGUAUACGUUUGACUACGAUCUGCAACGACUUGAAGAAUACAAAGUGACACUGUUCGCCGAGGAUGACCACUACUGUCACACAGACGACGCCACCACCUACUUCAACACCUCGGCCAUCGAACCGAUGUUACCACCUCGUGCAAUCACGAGAACCUCAUCUUCAUCGUUGGAGCGCAUCUCAGAAACACAAUCCAUUCCUCAAAAGUUCAACACUACCGCCGCUGGUGCUUCAAACUCUACCGACCCAUCACUCACCUCAACUGUCGGUGAUUCGGUUGAAAUCGAGAAGACCUCGCCUACUUUCAGCAAAUUCCCUGCAAUUUUCAACGAUAUCGAUCCGUCAACGUUCAUCGCGCUUUUGCUAGUACUUACCAUGUUGAGUCCACUGUGCACAAUUUGUGUGUACUGUAUGUACCGGAAGCGACAAAGUGCCAAAAAGAGGAAGAUGCCACGUUUUGGGCCGUGGACGUUAUCCCAUUCGAGGCAUUCCAUCCUUGAAACGAACAUUCUCUAUCGCCAACCAAUCGAAUUCCGAACUCCACAAACCGAAGAGGAAUGGCUCAUUCCUAGUGAUGAUGUCAGCGUGGGCGGCGUGAUUGGAGAGGGUGCAUUUGGCCUGGUCUGUAAAGGCACGAUGAGUGGUCCGAAAGGAAUGGCCGUUCGGGUGGCGAUUAAACAGCUGAAAACGAAUGCCAUCGAUGAAGAACGCGAGGAAUUCCUACGCGAAAUGGAUAUCAUGAAACAGGUUGGUCGUCACCCAAACAUCGUGACGAUGUAUGGGCUCUGUGAAGAGCCGGAUUUUCAGUGUAUGGUGAUGGAAUAUGUGCCUUUUGGCGAUCUCAAGCACUAUUUGCAAAAUCUGCGCAAGCAGCUAAGAAUAGUGACGGAGAACUCACCAGUCCGCAAUCCCAGAAGAAGUGUAAAGCUGGUGCGAGGUCUCUAA
Molecule: messenger RNA, 1269 nt
Organism: Ostertagia ostertagi
Lineage: Eukaryota; Metazoa; Nematoda; Chromadorea; Rhabditida; Trichostrongylidae
Source: the annotation of a GenBank genome assembly